AUGCAUCGUUUUGGGUCGGGGACUUUUGUAGCCACGGGCUGGGAGCGGUCCGGCCAGGAGCGAGCCCCUCGUGGCCGCCGAGGGCCAGCACCACCCACGCCCUUUGGCCCUCCUAGCACGCGUUCUCGGCCGAUUACGCUCUGCCGGGUGGCAUGGCUGCAUGUGCAGGGGGGGCUCGAUGCCGGAAGGGGGACCAACUCAACUCAAACACCACCCGCGUUUUCUGGGGUUGCGAACCACGCUUUGAUCUGGGGGACUUUGCCAUGGUCGUCUUCCCUGUAUGUCGACUUGACAUUGGACGCCAGGAGAAAGCGGAAGCUUCCCGUCUAUAGAGGGCUCGCACUGUAUUUGGUCGAAGUCAAUGUCGCCGAUGUUUCUGACGAUAGCUCCGUACACAAAGACUGCUGGGGCUUCGAAAGGCUACGUACCAUCUCCUCAAAGCUCGGUGUCACCUGUCGCGAGGUAAGACUGGUAGCUGGCCGACUGCACCCAUCAGGAGAUGCGGCGUGCAAAGGGCACUGCUACUCGACGCAAGUCAAAAAUAGACCACCUCUUGAAAGGAAGAACUACAUGUCUCCGGAUCACGGAACAGGCGCGCUGGAAAGCAACGGCACUCAGGCGCCGUCGCUCUCCCGUUUUCCGCCUCAAUACCCCGGCCUGACCGCACGCGCUACGACCUGCAAUGUGGCACAUCCGCCCUCGUGGCGAGCAAAGUUGUGCUCACCUGGUGGUCCUGGCCCUGUCAGCCAGGUCCAGUGUGUGCUGCGUGACAGGCAGCCCAUGCGUGGGCUGCCUCCAUUCUCUCAUGUCCCGCGCACCAUCAGCUGGGCGGUGAUGCUAACCAUCACCUCGGGCUGA
Molecule: messenger RNA, 858 nt
Organism: Purpureocillium lilacinum
Lineage: Eukaryota; Fungi; Ascomycota; Sordariomycetes; Hypocreales; Ophiocordycipitaceae
Source: RefSeq, a predicted model, not a curated record